This is a messenger RNA of Emiliania huxleyi CCMP1516, 375 nucleotides long. RefSeq lists its product as hypothetical. The annotation marks the transcript as partial. Gene Ontology annotation, biological process: regulation of DNA-templated transcription. The transcript has a single exon. The record is from RefSeq and is a predicted model, not a curated record. Lineage: Eukaryota; Haptophyta; Isochrysidales; Noelaerhabdaceae. Gene Ontology annotation, molecular function: DNA-binding transcription factor activity; DNA binding.
AUGUUGAUCCCAGCCAUCCGCAAGGACAGCACGACUGGCUACAAGAACGUGACCUUCAACCGCAGCAAAAACAAGUUCCAGGCGGAGGUCCAGGAUGGCGGCAAGCGUAUCUUCCUCGGCUGCUUCGACACCGCCCAGGGGGCGGCCACCGCCUACGCUCGCUCAGAGUACGGCCGCGCCGACGCCGCAAAGCUGCUGCAGCCUCGCCCAGCUCUCACUGCCGCUGGCGCCGAGGCGAUACAGCUGGCGGAGAGGGAGGGUCUCACCCUAGCCAUCAGCAGCAGCAACAACACCGGCUACAAAGGCGUCUGCUACAACCCGAAUCAGACAGGCAGCAAGAAGUACCAGCUGAGGGUGGGGGCUGGCAGCAGGAAG